This is a messenger RNA of Lotus japonicus, 2322 nucleotides long. RefSeq lists its product as uncharacterized. The coding region runs from base 1565 to 2080 and encodes 171 amino acids. The record is from RefSeq and is a predicted model, not a curated record. The transcript has 3 exons. NCBI's taxonomy places the organism in Eukaryota, Viridiplantae, Streptophyta, Magnoliopsida, Fabales, Fabaceae.
CUCUCUCCCUUCUUCAUCUCUUCUCUCUUCAACACCAGAUCCAAACUUCUAUCAAUAUCCAAACCCCAAAACCCAUCCCACCAUCUCUGCAAAGCCAAUGGCCUAUUCACAUAUGAUUAUUCCAGAUAGAAGUCAAUGGAGAGGGCAUGGAGAAGGGUAAAAAAUCCAAACCCAGCCAAACCUAGAAAUAAAAAAACCAUUCCUAGCCCUAAAUCGCGAUUCCUCCAUGGCAGAGUCCCCUAAUCGAUCGGAGCAAGAGAAGACAGGGGAUGCAGAGGAUGGGUUUUCAUCAAUUUUCCUGCAAAGUUUUCUUCUUUUUGCGAUUUUGUGGUGUGGGUGUUGAACAAGAAUUGAUCUUGCUGCUCCUGGGAACAAGAUCUGGUUUUUUUCCUUGGUUCUUCAUUCCCCUAUCCUGGAUUUAGGGCCAAAUAGGAUGCAAAACUAGGUUUUGAGAAGCAAAUGAAAAAAAAAUGAUGUGAUGUUGUGGGUUCGUUAGUCUGUGGUGGUUGCGGGUAUGAGUUUGAUGACGACGGUGGUUUGGUUCGGUUUCUGCAAGGAAGAAAGUGGAGCCUCGGAAUGUCUCGAGUUCAGGUACGAGGAGAUCGGGUUCGAUAGGCAGUUUGGCGAAUUCAGUUUAUGUUCCGCCGAGGCGGAGUAGCACCGGAGGAUUGGUCCAGAGGCCGUCAGUGUCUGGGUAUGAGUUUCAGAGGUUCAGAUCUGGUUUAUUUGGUUUUGUUUGUAAAGCUUGAAUCUUUGGAGAAAAAUAUGGUGUUGUAUCUGUAUCUUAGUGCUUAAAGUUGCCUACUUUUUAGAUAAAUGGUUUCAGGUCACUGAAUCUUUUUGUUGUUGUUGAAUGAUGAACAUGAUGAGGUGAGUGGUUGCUGAAGCAAACAAAUCUACAGGAGGAGAGAGGACCUGAGGAAUUGGGGAAGAUGAUAAUGAACAACCAUCUUAAAAUGUGGAUUAUUAAUAAUUAUUUCCCUAAUUAUAUUAUAAUAUAUUAAAUAUUUUUAUUUUUAUAAAAUAUAAAUUACUUGCUAAAUUUCCUAUGCACAAGUUUUUAGAAGACCAUAAUAAACUUCUCUCCUUCCUUCCAAAACCUCUUAUAUAAUCUGACCCACUUUCUCAUCACCUGCUCUCCUCAAUCACUCUCUCACCCUUUCAUGCCAUGCUUUUCCCUGUUCACAACUCAGGCCUCUACAUAAAACAUCACACUAUUCUUCAAAACCCGCAGUACUAUUGAGAUCAUCCCAUUCCCUCAGCAUGAUUCUUGGCGUGCCUCAGUGAACUAACCUGCAGGAAGAACAACAACAUCGUCACCUUCAUUUAUAACAACCAAUUAACACAAACAAUCCACACACGUUCUCUCUGCCUCUGUCUCUGCUCUGAAUCCUCAGAAAAAAGAAACUGCACAUUCCGUACCUGUCUUUCAAACGUCACCCAAUUGGAAGACGUAACGAAAGUAACGUUUUCCUACAGAUUUCACUUUUACUAUUUAUCAUCAUCACUCACCACUCAAUCAAGAUUCAAACUCACUUCUUCAGCUAGCUAGCACUUGUUUGUGAUGGGGAAUUGCCAAGCUGCAGAGGCUGCCACGGUUGUGAUUCAGCACCCAGGGAACAAGAUUGAGAGGAUUUAUUGGUCGCUAAGCGCCAACCAGGUUAUGAAUUUAAACCCUGGUCACUAUGUUGCACUUGUCUUAAUGUCUUCUGAGAAUAACAACAACAAUGGUACGCCAUUGAAUUCAAAGCAUCUUAAGCUUCUGAGACCCGAAGAUACUUUGCUUAUUGGCCAGGUUUACCGCUUGAUCAGCUUCGAAGAUGUUUUAAAAGAGUUUGCUUCCAAGAAAUCUGGUAAGCUUGGGAAAUUGCUCAAAGAGAGAGGUACUCAUGGGGUUCACCUUAAGCACAAAGAUUCCAGAGCUACAAGUUCUGAUACUCCCAUUAAGGUGGAACAGGAUAUUCAACGAAUGGGAAACAAUGGCAGCAGCAGCAAUAACAAAGGUGUAGGAAGGCAUUUCAAUGGUGGUAGUGGGCAUUGGAGGCCAGCUUUACAGAGCAUUGCAGAAAUUGGAACUUGAAAGCAAUGUUAUCUUAUCCCCUCUGACCCCCAUCACUCCCAUGAAUUACAGAUCAAACCAUGCGCCAACAUUCCUUUCCUUUCACCCUUUUCAAUACAUUCAUAUUAUGUAAUGUAAUCUUGUGAAUUUUAGGUGUGAUAUCUCACGUUGAUUAUUAGCAUGUUUGAAAAAUUGUAUGAACUUUUUUCAUUCAAAAUCAAUUGUGUCACUUAGAAGUUAAUCACAUAAGUUUUAUUUUAUAA